AUGGCACUCGACUUGCAAGAACAGUUCCAAAAGCUGGACAUUGUACCUGACUGCCUUCCUUUCUGCCCUCCGGAAGAUGUUGAACGGCGACGAGAGAAAUUUGACGAAAUACCCCGGUAUCUGUUCCGAAUAUUCACUCCAAAAUCGCAAGGGACAACCGAUGAGGUUUGGACAAAAUCUAAAGACGCCAGGCCGUCAGCCAGGUCUACAGUCGCAACCAGCAUGAUAGACAUAUUUGCUAGGGGUAACAAAGAGGAAACGGCGGCGAUGCUGCACAGGCACCUUCGAUGGAAGGAAGGUCCGAACGAUAACUUGGUGUCUUGGACAAGCUCAUUACUAUUUGCGCUAAUAUACGUCUUCCACUUACAUGCUAACUCAAGAGAUGGAUCAGCCUUUGAGGAUAUAUAUAUCUGUAUCAUCGACACAUCCAACUUUCCCGAGCAAGUCUUUCUUCGGGACAUUGACCUCAUUCGAGCUUAUCGUUCAGUGAGCCAAGACCUGCAAGAAUUUGAGACUUUGCGUAUGAAAAAACGCUUUGGGUUUUCAGGAUACUUCUACUUCGGGGAAUACUUCUCGCAAGGUGCCUUGAAAAUCAAGGACAAAUGUCAAAUUGUCUCAUCGCGGCGACUAAUCGAGAAUGGCCUAUACUGUAUUCGACCUGAGUUCAGAACUUUUGCCAACUGGAAACGCAUGGCAAACCCGCCAUGGGCAAAUCCUACCGUGGAGCUCCGCGAGGCCUUUUAUUUCACCAAUGAAAAAUCGAAGGAGAUGAGCGCGGAACAACUGCAGGCAGCUCUGAAUGUUGCGAAAGUUUUUGAGCAACGUUGGAGGCUGCCUAUGGCAGCCAACCUGAUUGCACUGACCGCGUCACGAAGUCGUGACGAGAGAAUAUUAGAGGCAUUCCGAGAAAAUGCAUUCACAGAUCACGAUCGAGAGAAUUGUUCUCCAUGGAGGACAAAGAUGCUAGGUUAUGAAACCAUGCCGGAGGUACAAGAAUACUGUUCCAUCAUGGUGAGCAUUCAUAGGGAUUAUUGUCUCAGGACGCUUAUGGGAUCCCUUGAACAGGCGAAAGACUCGCUAUGCGCAAUUGCUCACUUCGUUCUCAAGGAAAAUUUAACCGAGUACCCAACAUCGGAAGAGCAAGACUUGAUCACGGGUGAUGUUCACUAUACAGAUAUAUGCGUCAUUAAUGAUUUAAGUCAUUUGCCAGUUGUCACUCGCACUCGGAGUCUUAAUGGGAUAACCACCCGAAAGAAUGGUCAUGAGGCAGUAGUGAAGCUUCUUAUUGACAAUGGAGCUGAUCUCAACGCCAGUGAUCCAUAUGGGACACCACUUAGCCAUGCCUCUAAGAAUGGUCAUGAGGCAGUGGUGAAGCUUCUUAUUGACAAUGGAGCCGAUGUCAAUGCCAGUGAUCAGAAUGGAUGGAUACCACUUAUGUAUGCCUCAUUGAAUGGUCAUGAGGCAGUUGGGAGGCUUCUUAUUGACAAUGGAGCUAAUGUCAAUGCUAAUGAUCAAAGUGGAUGGACACCACUUAUACAUGCAUCAUGGAAUGGUCAUGAGGCAGUGGCAAGGCUUCUUAUUGACAAUGGAGCCGGUAUGAAUUCUAGUGAUUGA
Molecule: messenger RNA, 1614 nt
Organism: Talaromyces marneffei
Lineage: Eukaryota; Fungi; Ascomycota; Eurotiomycetes; Eurotiales; Trichocomaceae
Exons: 4
Coding region: 1-1614 (537 amino acids)
Molecular function (GO): protein binding
Source: RefSeq, a predicted model, not a curated record